Molecule: messenger RNA, 1900 nt
Organism: Daphnia pulex (common water flea)
Lineage: Eukaryota; Metazoa; Arthropoda; Branchiopoda; Diplostraca; Daphniidae
Product: ras-related protein Rab-26-like
Exons: 3
Coding region: 627-1061 (144 amino acids)
Molecular function (GO): GTP binding; GTPase activity
Source: RefSeq, a predicted model, not a curated record
UACCGUGUGUAGUACAGCCUCAUCUUGGCGAGCGAGCAAAGUAUAAUACUCUCUCCGCAUUACUCCUGCGCGCCACACGAUUCUCUGACUCACCACUAUUCACUUGUUUUAGUAUCGAAUUGACCGAACUUCCGUCAAGUUUCGCCAACCGCAAUCCUCUUCUUGCGCUCGUUCGCGUCUUCGAUCCGAAAAUCUCGGCCCGGGGGUCCUUGAAGGUGUGCCAAAUCAAUUUCGCUGUAUUUUUUAACUCUUUGCGUAUUCAAUUUUGAAACGGUUUGUUGUUGUUUGAUUUCGCCUUUUACUUUUCAAACCGACCGGCCGCCGAAAAUCCGCUGGAUUACUGCAGAGUGCUGCAGAGAAGCGUAUUAACGAGAUCCGCUUUUCCGAUUGUUUUAUCGACUGAAUUGAGUUGAGCGCGUUCCGCUGUUAGGCCAAUGGAUAAAUAUUGAUCGAGUAUACGUUGGGUCUACUUGUCUGAAUCCCUUCGCAUUGAUGAAAGCACUUAAAACUAAGGCAUCCGACGGUCCAAACUGUUUCCAAAGUCCUCGUCUAUUUGCAUUUGAAAAAGGGGCAAUUUUGCGCGCAUAAAACCGAACACGGAAUUAUUGGUAAAAAACUUUGGCGAUAUGGACAGACCCAUUAUUCUAGAGGGCGACGAAACGCCGUCGGAUGGUAUGCCAGAGGCUCACAAAAGUUUUGCCUGCAUGGGAUUGGACGAACCCGAUGACGAGGUCUUUGAAGAAGACGACUUUGAUCCGUCAAAAUCGUUUCACUCUCGCUACGAUCACCGCCAACUUCAUCCGAUCGAACUGAAAGUGCGGAAGGAGGUGAACGACACCGGCUACCGGGGAUACACCGUCCCGACACCUCAGCCCGUUCCGUUGUCAUCUGAUUUCCCUUCCGAGGAAAUUCUUCACAAGACGAUUCUGGUGGGCGACAGCGGCGUGGGCAAGACGUCGCUGCUCGUUCAAUUCGACACAGGGACUUUCCAUCCAUCUUCAUUCGCUGCUACUGUCGGCAUCGGUUUCACAGUUACGAUGUAUCCGCCCACAACCACUUGAAACUUUAUUUUUUUUAUCAAUUGAUUAGCCCUUAACGUAAUAAAAUAGAAAGCAAAUACAGCACAAAUCAAAUUAAAAACUUCUUGAUUUAAAAGAAAUAGAUACUAAAAAGGGAAAUGUAUACAUGUUUAAGAGAGAUUUUUUAAAAGAAAACGAAAAAUGUUACUGUACCAUUCGAUCGAUACUGGUGUAGCAGCAGCAGUAACCUGAGGCAAACAGUUCUAGAAAACGGCUCAAAGUCGUGAUGACGUCACUUACACAAGCACUCUGAUCUAUAGAAUUCAGGACUGAAGAAGUUUACCUGAAUUGUAUAGUGAAUCACAGCCGAAAGCUACUCAAAUAUUGUGUUUCUUUUUUUUUCUUGUCUUCCCCCGUUCGUCAUUGUUUUGAGAAAAUCGUUAGGUAUUACAAGUUUUCAAAUCGAUCGAAGGGAGAUAUUUGGUUGGUAACCGCGCGUGUUUCCUUCAGUCACACAGAUGUUCCGCGUCGUCUCUCUCGUCCGCAUUCACGUUCGACCAACUGCAGCCGUGACUCGCUCAGAGUGCUGCAGGGAGGAGCGUAUAUGUACGCAAUUGAGGUUACUAGGUGGGGAUGAAGUGAAAAACAGCCUGGCUGCUGGGUGUGACACACAAGUGUUUUCCCUUGCCUCGCACCCUCUCUCCGGGGCGACCUAAUCAGGCCGAGUCGUCGAGACAUAGACACUUCCUUUCGCCGGUUGUCGAGCGUCAGUUGUCGUCCAAGAGUCAGACACUUCAAAACACUUUCACGCAACGCGGUUAUAUUGCUGUAUACAUAUCAUACCAGCUCCGAUCGAUUUAAUUCAUUCCAUUCUAUUUCGG